CCACCCAGGUAAAAAGUGGAGCAAGUGAAUGCCCGUUGCAGCUCGGAUUUCUGCACCCCCACCCUAGAAGAAAUCACCAGGGUGGGGGGUUGUGUGUGGGGGGUGGGGGGUCCUCUCCCUCAAUCGUUACUAUGCCUGAGGUAUUGUUGCAUAUCGCCUCUUUGGAGCUAAACGGGACUCUGCUAUGAAGACUCUCCCCAAAAGCAGAAGCUGCCAAGUGUACUGUGUUUUCGGGCAUCGGCGUGCUCCCGCACAGGCAGAGGGGGUCAUGAAGGAGCCCACCACGCAGCCUGAGGAAGAGGCAGUGACACCUCCUGCACAUAUCUCCUGGAGGAAAUGGGCUUUCACUGUCUUGCCAUUCUUCUCCUGCACUGCCGUCAUUGCAUUCACCCUCCACUACUUGACGUCCCCGCCCUCCUCGGUGUUCUUCCUGGGAUGCAGCGUGGAGUUCCCCAAUCUGAGCUUCUCCUCGGAGCUCGCUGAUUGCUCCUCGCCACAGUUCCACCUGCAGGCUCAGGCAUUAAACCGUUACUUCUCAGAACUCUACAAGUCCUCUCCGUGGAGCUCUUACUACCUGCGCUCAGGGAUUACUGCCUUCAGUGAAGGAGCAUCAGGCCUCAAUGUCUUCUACUGGAGUCAAUUCUCUGCCCCACAUCACGUCGCCACGGCGAUCCGCAGGUCCCGCCCAGAGAGGCUGCAGCGCAGACUUCCAGGCAGCAACAAGGUGCUGUGGGACGGCCGACACGAGCAGCGAUACUACUUGGAGCAAGAUGACGUUACACGACAACUGCUGGGUUUGGACCCUGAUGACUUCGAGUUGGAAGAAAAAUCCGGCAAGAUUAAGAAUCCACAUAGCGGGAAAUGGCAGCUGGGCUUCCAAGCCAUGUCCUUUGACCUGUACGCUAAAUACGGCGUCAACCGUACCCUGAGCCUCGUCAGUCCCAAAAAACUGUACUACCAAUGGCGUCUCCGUGUGCCGGCGGGUCACGUGGUGCGGCUGGUCAUCCUCGCCCUGCACGGCGCCGCGCCGGGAAGCUGCGGCACUCACAAGCUCUCAGCCUACGACUUCCUGCUUCCUUUACAGAACAAGAUCAUUGCCAGGUGGUGUGGGCUGCCUGUGCAGGGCUCUCCCGCCGCCAUGAGUCUGACCUCCUCCGGGAACGUCAUGCUGGUCACCUUCUCCUUCAGCCGACAGAGGGAGGGCGCCAUCUUUAAGGCCUACUUCCAGGCCAUCCCAAAAACAGGUUGUGGAGGCUCACUUUCAUCCUGGAAUGGCUCUAUUUCUUCCCCCUACCACCCCUCCCACUACCCUCCUAAUAUAGACUGCAGCUGGGUGCUACGAGCGCCGUUGCCUGGAUACCUGAUCUCCAUGACGAUCGUGACCGUGGACAUCCAGGAGUCGUCGGACGGCUGUGAGAAAGACUGGCUGGACAUCGGGGGGGUCAAGCUGUGCAACCUUGUGUCAGACAGCAGCAAAAGGCGAGUCUACUCGUCUCCGCUCUCCAUCCACUUCCACUCCGAUGAAUCCCUAACUCACAAAGGCUUCCAUCUGCUCUACCGGGCCUUCUCUGCAGAAGCUGCGUGCCCUCGUCAGUUCCGCUGUGGAGAUGGACGCUGCGUCCCUUUAAGGAACGUGUGUGACGGAGUCAGAGACUGCUCGGAUGGACGUGAUGAGGCCAAAUGCUCGUCGUGCAGGCCUGGCGAGGUGUUGUGCAGUAAUGGACGUUGUCAGCCUCCAAGCAGCCCGUGUUCCAGCGUGUGUGCAGACAGCAGUGAGGAGAGCAGCUGCAGAAGUACAUGUUACCACAUGUGCCCCAACAAAGUGUGUCUGGCCAAGUCAUCAGUGUGUGACGGCGUGGUGGACUGCAAAGACCGCAGUGAUGAGAUGAACUGCACCAGAGCAUACCUGAAAGGCUGCUCGUCAUCGUCCUACAAAUGUGCCAACGGGAAGUGUGUGAGUAAGGUCAACCCCGAGUGUGAUGGCGUCAGAGACUGCCUUGACGGGUCUGAUGAAGUGCGAUGCGGCUGCGGCGUGCGGCCCAGGAGGCGUCCCAAGAUAGUGGGCGGCUCGGACGCAGGUCCAGGCUCAUGGCCGUGGCAGGUGAGCCUUCAAAUGGAGCGCUACGGUCACAUCUGCGGCGCCACGCUGCUCGCCAGCCGCUGGCUAGUCUCAGCUGCUCACUGCUUCCAGGACUCGGAGGCUAUCAAGUACUCGGAUCCACGUGCAUGGCGGGCCUUCAUGGGGCUGCGCGUGAUGACCGCCGGGAGCAAAGGCGCUGCCGCCAGGCCCGUCCGCCGCAUCCUCCCUCACCCCAGGUACGAUCAGCUCACCUCAGACUACGACAUCGCCCUUCUGGAGCUCAGCGCCCCUGUCUUCUUCAACGACCUGGUGCAGCCCGUGUGUGUCCCCGCUCCCUCGCACGCCUUCACCAUAGGGACCAGCUGCUAUGUCACGGGCUGGGGCGUCCUCAUGGAGGACGGUGAGCUGGCCACACGCUUGCAGGAAGCGUCAGUGAGGAUCAUAAACACAAACACAUGCAACAAGCUCUACGACGACGCCGUCACUUCCAGAAUGCUUUGCGCUGGGAACCUGCAGGGUGGGGUGGACGCUUGCCAGGGUGACUCGGGGGGUCCACUGGUGUGCCUGGAGCGUGGCAGGCGCUGGUUCCUGGCGGGCAUCGUGAGCUGGGGCGAAGGCUGCGCCAGGCAGAACCGUCCAGGCGUGUACACGCAGGUGGUGAAGUUCACUGACUGGAUCCAUCAGCAAAGCAGAGGACAGGUGUGACGCAGCUUGGCUUUUGUACAGUCAUCAUCAUACAAUUGGGUGGUGAAGUGGACACUGAGACAUUGACUCUUCCUUUGUCCAUCAAUGCCAUCAAUCAUUGAAACUUAACCUCAUUCCAAAAUAAAGGCAACAUUGCCCUUAAUAUGCUUAUAUAAUAAAUAAUAUAUGCCUGACAUCACUCUCUUCUUUGAAUUGCUGGUGAAGGAAUGUUUUUUUACAAUUUCACGAAGUAACCAUGUGAUUUUUU
This is a messenger RNA of Dunckerocampus dactyliophorus (ringed pipefish), 3032 nucleotides long. RefSeq names its product suppressor of tumorigenicity 14 protein. Gene Ontology annotation, biological process: acrosome reaction; proteolysis. The record is from RefSeq and is a predicted model, not a curated record. The transcript has 19 exons. Gene Ontology annotation, molecular function: serine-type endopeptidase activity; protein binding. The coding region runs from base 185 to 2785 and encodes 866 amino acids. Lineage: Eukaryota; Metazoa; Chordata; Actinopteri; Syngnathiformes; Syngnathidae.